UGUAGAAGAAAACCUUGUCUUAAUAAUGGAGUGUGUAAAAAUACACGAAAUUCUUUUAUCUGCAACUGUCUACCUGGUUUCACAGGACGGGUAUGCAAUAGGGUUAACGAGUGUGCUAGUAAUCCUUGUGUCAAUGGUGUCUGUAUCGAUCAGGUUAACAUGUUUACUUGUUCCUGUAAUCCAGGAUUUAAUGGAACUCUUUGUGAAUCAGAUAUAAACGAGUGUGCUAGUAAUCCUUGUGUCAAUGGUGUCUGUAUUGAUCAGGUUAACAUAUUUACUUGUUCCUGUAAUCCAGGAUUUAAUGGAACUCUUUGUGAAUCA
Molecule: messenger RNA, 321 nt
Organism: Lottia gigantea (owl limpet)
Lineage: Eukaryota; Metazoa; Mollusca; Gastropoda; Lottiidae
Exons: 3
Molecular function (GO): calcium ion binding
Source: RefSeq, a predicted model, not a curated record